Molecule: messenger RNA, 3814 nt
Organism: Haliotis rubra (blacklip abalone)
Lineage: Eukaryota; Metazoa; Mollusca; Gastropoda; Lepetellida; Haliotidae
Product: conserved oligomeric Golgi complex subunit 4-like
Source: RefSeq, a predicted model, not a curated record
AUGGCGACGUCCAUGGGCGAUGCCACGUCCUCGACGUCGUUGGAUACAGUUGAAAAUUUGACAGAUUUAGAAGCUAUUCAAAAGGCAUUCGAUGAAUUAUGCAAGGAUGAGCUGACGAUUGAAGAUGAGCUUAAGGGGCUGCUUGAUCAUCAAUCUCGACUGGAGAGCAAGAUGGUUGGCUUGCACAAAGCCCUCCCGAACCUGCAGAUCUUGGAGACAGACUCCUGUCAGCUGAGUAGCAUGAUCUCCUUCACUUCAACACUGGCCGACAAUGUCAGCAGUAAAGUCAGGAAACUCGACCUUGCUAAGGUUUCUGACUGUAUAGAGCGAGUAGAGGAUAUACUGGAUCUCAAGUUCUGUACAGAUGGAGUACAAACAGCUCUUCAGAAUGAGGAUUAUGAAAAGGCGGCCGGCCAUAUCCAUCGCUACCGGAAUCUGGACGAGUCAGUUCUGAGAAUGAGUGCUGAUAAUGAUGAAGGUGGCACACUGGACAUCUCCUUCAAGCUGCUUCACGAGGCCGAGGAUAAACUCAAGGCCAUCGUCACCUCCAAGUUUGAUGCCGCUGUCCACUCCGAGGAUGUGGCAUCCGUAGAGAGGUUCUUCAAGAUAUUCCCGUUGUUGGGGCAACACGAAGAAGGACUCACUAAAUUUAGCAAAUAUUUGGCUAAAAAGCUGUCUGAGAACGCUGACAACCAGAUGAAGCUUGCCCUUCAUAUGGACAGUGAUGACAAGAGGGCCAAGGUGUUGUUUGCAGACACCAUCACACUACUGUUUGAGAGUAUCGCUAGAGUAGUGGAGAUACACCAGCCAUUGGUAGAAACAUAUUAUGGUCCCGGGAAGCUGCUGAUCCUGCUGAAGAUCCUACAGAAGGAGUGUGAUCGGCAGUCGAGGAAAAUCGUAGAACAGUUUAAGUCAAAGAGAGAACAUGAACACAAGGUGCGACAGGUUCAGCAGAGUUUGAUGAUCCAGAAACAAACCUCAACAGAAAAAGUGGAACCAAAGGACCUGGAUGUGCUGCUGUCUGAGGUUGUGCUUAUCAGUACGCGGGCUGAGCUGUAUCUCCGCUUCAUCAAGAGGAGAGCCAUGUCUGAUUUAGAAGUGGCAUUUCCAGAUGAAGAUGACAGAACACGAGAGAGUGUGGACCUGGACAAGUAUCUGGCUAGCUGUGACCUGAGUCGUCUGAUGCAGGAGCUCAUCGGCAGCUACAUCAUGAUGGAAGAAUACUUCAUGAGAGAGAUGAUGCUCAAGGCUGUGAACAUGGACACCUUGGAGGAUGGAGCCCAGACCUCCAGCAUGGUGGAUGAUGCUUUCUUCAUCGUCAAGAAAAGUGUCAGGCGCACCAUCUCCAGCUCCAGUGUAGACGGCGUGUGUGCAAUGUUGAACCACGCGUGUACGCUGUUGGAGCAGGACUUCCGGGAGGUGCUUUAUUCAAGGCUUCGCUCAGGCUUCCCGUCCGGCUUUGACCUACAACAGGCCUACAACCUGGUCCAGUCCAGCUUCCAGCAGGGCAAGCUGCAGAGCUCCGACUCCGAGAAGGAGAAGGCCAAGACUCUGUUCCUGACUGCCUUAAACAAUGCUGAAGUCAGUUCAGAAUACUCAAAAGCUUUAAAAACAAACCUUGAGGAGGAGGUGUCGAAACUCUACGUCCAGUGUACAGAGCAAGCCAGAGCCAAGCUAGAGAGCUGCUUGUCUGACCUUGGUACGGUAUCUGGCAAGUUCAAGGACGUGAUUGAGUUCGGCUUCUCUCAGCUGACUUCAAGUGUUGUGAAGCCUCGCAUCAAGCCCCUGGUGGAGUCCUUCCUCUCUACAGACCAUAACUUAACAGAGGAGGACUUCUCCAACUAUGAGGCAAACGAUCCAUGGGUCCAAAACUUCAUCAUGAACCUGGAUGCUCUGUUCAGCACUUUCAAGGUAGGUGGAGUGUCACUUCUCACAUCAGGGAACUACGACCACCUCGUGAACCUCAUCGUCGGUGAGAUCACCGUCCAGCUGGAGAAGGCCAUCACCAAGUCAACAUUCAACAGGCUGGGAGGUCUCCAGUUUGACAAGGAGCUGCGGUCACUAGUGGGCUACCUGUCCUCCAUCACCACCUGGACCAUCAGGGACAAGUUUGCCCGCAUCACACAGAUGGCCACCAUCCUUAACCUGGAGCGGGUGUCAGAAAUACUCGACUACUGGGGUCAGAAUUCUGGACCUUUGACCUGGAGGUUGACACCUACUGAAGUAAGACAGGUGCUCAGUCUCAGGGUGGACUUUAGAAUAGAAGAUAUCAAGAGACUGAAGUUAUGACAGGACUAUUUACUCCAGCCCAAACACGUCUUUCACUAUAUAUCAUCAUUCCAUAACCAUCAUGGCCGUCUUGUGGACAGGUCAUGAGAACACAGGACAAGGGAGGUAACUCUCAAGACAAGGGAGGUAACUCUCAAGACUAGAAACCAUUGUAAUGGCAGCAUUAUCAUUGAUCUGAAAAAGCAUGGAAGUCAUCUACCAAGGGGGUAGGAGAGGGGAGCAAAUGUAAUGUAUAGGUGUUCCAUAGUGUGCUGUCAACAAUAAGCUUGUUGUAUCAAGCUCCACACAGGGACUUCUUAUUACUUCAACUUUGUAUGCUAUCACUGCUUAUCACCAUGACCAUGCAUGGAGUUCUAAAACUGACUGGUUGUUAUGUCAACAGAUAAACAUUAACUGUUGGGAUGUUGUACAUCUUUCCCGCUUCUUAGUUGUUUAGUGUAACUACUGGGAAUAUACUUCCAGUUACUGUGAGGGACGUGAUUUGAUGGAAAUGGAAGGGAGAUGUUUCAUGCUGGUCCAUUUCUUUGCAAUCGUGGCUUCAUUCUUUUUGAAGGAACAAAUGCAGAUUGAUCUGAGAAGUUCUUCUCCAUAUUCUCUUUAAUGACAUUCCCAAAGACCAAUCUUUAUUGACAACAAAUGUAAGUUCAUCUGGGAAACACAAAGUUGGUCAUUAUCAGUUUUUGGAGAUGGACAUGCACCAAACUUCUCCUGUACAUUCCCCUCACAUGAUGUGUUAAAGCAUAGUAUUAGUUCUAUAUGGUAUUGUGGAGUUUAUUGGAAAUAAUGUUCAGGAUUUAUGUGAUAUCCACACUCAGCUGGAGUCAGCUUAGGACAGUGUCAAUCUGGAGUGGAGAAGAAAAAUCCAUGGUCACUGCUACACAAAGAUCUGAGAACAGCCAAUUACAAGUCUCGUCAGAAUGGAAUUUCAUAGGACCAAUCAAAGCUUUGCUUUCAAGAUUGCAAAAGUGAAAGUCUGAAUUGUUUUCAUUUGUUGAGUUUUAAAAUGAAAUUUUAGAAGUGUUUCAAAAUAUGCAUUAAAGCUUGAGAAGCUGAUUCUGAUUGAUUAAUAUUGUCUUUCUGUUUUUUCAUUAGUCAGUGAAAGUUUUCAAAUGGUGUUUUGACCCGAUCUGUAAUGGGGUGUCCUGGAAUCUUUGUGUAGUUGCAUCAAACACUAAAAUCAUGUAUUAAUGAGAUUGAAAUGGAGCUGAAGCUCAUCCUUCCUGGGCAGUCUGUGAUAUGUAGAGGAAGGCUGACGAGAACGUUUGUUCAUGGUUCCCCUGCAUCCUGCUCUUCCUACUCCUGCUCCGUUUACAUCUUUGUUUCUCCAGUGCAUCAUAUCUCUAUCAUGUCAUGGUAAAUACCCAGGACCCAGUGGCCACAAGGGGGCACUGAUUUCUCAGUUGUCUCGCGUCUCCUCAAUUUGCAGAGAUGCCAACUCAUACGAUCUUAUUGUAUUCCUUUUCGAAAAAACAACACAAAAUACGUGAUUAUGAUAGCAGUAAAAAUCUACGAAUUUUAAUAAAAA